AAAACAAAGAAUAACAAAAAAACUAAAAUGGAUACUAUAGUAAAAGAAUUAGACAUAAAUAGCAAAAAUGUUUUCCCUACAAAUAAUCCAAAUCUGUUUGUGGUAAUUGUGCACAGCAAUUGGUUAAAAAAAUGGUUAAAAAACUUGGACAUCGAUAAUUCUGUAAAUAACAUUGAUAUUGCAUUACAACCUGGUGAAAGUGUUCCUUAUCCGUGGCGUAAAAUAUUUAUUAGGGUAAUAAAUAAAAAGUGUUCCAAGGUUUUACCAUUACCAAGGUACAAACUUAAUGAGAGCAAUCCAGAAUCGCCUCUGACUUUUUCCUACUUACUGCAAUGCAUCUCACAAACAAAUCAAAGAAAUUUAUGGAAAGAAUCUUUUAAAAAGUAUUCACAAAACAAUGAGAAUAGUAAAGAUACAGCAUUAGUUAAUCUUCUCGAACACGAUCAGCUUUUAUCUGAUAUUAUCCUGAGACUAUAUGGUUGCAACAUAGUUAGGAUAAAAAGCGACAGCAAAUUAAAUGAGUACAAAGAUGUAAUAAUACCCAAUAAACACAUUGCAAAAUCCUAUGAGACCCAUGUCAAUUUGUUAGCAGCUCUAAUCACUUUGGAGACUGAUAAUAACUAUUUUAUCAUCUACCGAGGGCAUUACGAAAAUAGUUUGUUAGACUGUUUAAAUUUCAGUCCAAAUUUAAUUGACAAAACUUAUGCUAGAGGACUAUUUAUUGUGUAUCAGUUACUACACAUGUCUAAAGCAAUGUGUGAUAGAGGCCUCAGUGUGGGUUUGCUGAGACUUCAAGAUAUUUAUCUGUCAGAGAAUCUCUGGUUGCAGAUCAUUCCCCCUAUAACAAAUAACAUAUAUUGUUUAGAUAACUCUUUAAUAUAUGAAUAUAAUAGGAAUAAAGCUAAUAGCCAACCUUUGAAUUUAAAAAAUGAUGAUGUAAGUUGGCAAAAAGAAGCAGCCAAAUUAGAGCAGCUCUGUAUGCUCUGGACUAGGGGGAAAAUCUCUAACUUGGAUUAUCUUCUACAAUUGAACAUGUUAGCAGGAAGGAGCGCCAGUGAUCCUCAAGCACAUUUCAUGGUACCUUGGGUUACUGAUUUUAAUUCAAGAUGUGGCAGAAAUUGGAGAGAUCUGAGUAAAUCAAAAUACCGUCUGAACAAGGGUGACAGGCAGUUGGACAUGACAUAUGAUGUGACAAGUGCCAACGGUCAAAUACCACAUCAUGUGUCUGACGCUUUGUCAGACAUCACUUGCUAUGUGUACUUAGCAAGAAGAACCCCAAAGGAGAUUCUUUGUAAAUAUGUCCGCAACAAGUGGGUACCAGCGGAGUACCCGGGUUCAAUACAGCGCAUGCAGGAAUGGACACCAGAUGAAUGUAUACCAGAGUUCUAUACCGACCCAACUGUCUUCAAGAGUAUCCAUGAAGAUUUACCGGAUCUUGGUAUACCAUCGUGGGCCACCUGCGCAGAGGAUUUCAUCACAAAGCACAGAGAAGCGCUGGAGAGCUCCCACGUGUCUGAAAACUUGCAUCACUGGAUCGAUAUUACUUUUGGUUACAAACUAUCCGGUUCAGCAGCAGUGAAAGCGAAGAACGUGUGCCUUACCUUAGUAGACGGUCACUCGCGCAUGCGUCGUGGCGGCGCCGUGCAGCUCUUCUGCGCCCCGCACCCCGCGCGGAGAGCACGCGCGCCCCCGCCCGCACCCAUACGUAUGCGCUGGACCACGCCCAAUGCUAAAAAAGUUAUCAAAAAUGACAGUUCAGAAGAUAUGACAGAGGAGGAGGAAGAAUCGAACAGCUUGCCUCAACACGUUUCUCGCCUCCAAGUUCCGUCGCAACGCGUCCGUUCUCGUCACAAAAGCAGCAGUCGAGCUCGGUCUCUCUCAAAAGCGCAAGAUGGCGGCGAUGACGUCAUAACAGAAAAUAGAGCGUCCUCACAUUCCAGACAUUACAAAGUGCAGCGCUCAGAACUAGGGAAAGGCGUUAUAUAUCUGCCAAAAGAAUUCAAUCCCGCAGCGUCUAUCCAAGCGCUGGAGGUCUUAGACAAUUUCAGAACCAAGUGUUUCUUUAGCAAAGCGGAGGAUAAGAAAAGAACAGCUGAGAACACACAUAAACCAAAUUUGUUACAACUACAGAAAGCAAAGGAAAAUGUCAAUGCGGGAAAGGAAAAAUCUGAUGACACAGCAUUCACUAACCACAUGUUCUUCGCAUCUUACGAUCAAGCUUACUUAAAGAAGUUCAGUCACGACGCACAAUUAGACAAUGUUCUAAAAGAGAGGAAGAAUAGAAUGUUCAACACAAGGUACACUACAGAUGCGGCGAUAUACAAGCAGUUUGUUACUGAAAGUCGACAACAGGACAUGUUGGUGAUCGGAUGUCUCAUUGUGGAAAUUUUCCUGCACGCGUACAUGCGUCCACUGCGGACGAAUAACGAUAACUUUGUAGAUAGAUACAACAGUUGUCGAACUGUACUGAAGUACAACUUCAAUUCGUUACCUAAAUGCGUCAGCUAUAUCGCCUCAUUACUUCUAAAUGUUCAACCUCUAAGUCUCAGUUUCAAAAAUGAUCUCAUACCGUUAGCAGAGGAUACAAAAGCGUCGGUUGUAACAGACAAAGGUUUGCCACCACCUACUCCUGCGCAGCUGCUCCAACCUUUACUUAUGCAGCAUUUGAUACCAUUCCCACAAAGUUUUAACAUUUUAUACAAUCUCAUAAGCACGUUACACGAAUACGAACUAACAAGCAACGAACUAAACUUACUGUACAUGUACGAAUGUGACGGUAAUCAGUGUGAGAAAUACAAGAAUGUCGAUAAAACUAAACUUUACUUUAAUCAAAGAAUCGCCGAAGGUAAAAUUAAAACUUGUAUAACACAUUUGGAAGUUCUCCUGGAACAGAUAAAGUGCGUCAACCAGAUCGAUGUCCUCGACAUUUUCUUGUCCCAUUACAUCGAGUUACUGGAAAAUAAGAACACAUCUGUUUUAGCAGCUUGGUAUCUCUUUGACACUGUAAGCAAAGCUUUAGGACCUGCGGAGACACGGAAGAAAAUAUUGAAAUACAUCCUGAAUUUGUACGAAGAUGAUGAUUAUCUCUACGAUAAAUCAGAACAACAUAAAAUAACUGAAGUAGAUUCUCUAACAAAUGGAACUGUGCAAAUGAAACACAAGUUUGUAAAACUGUAUCAUCAUAUUUUUCUUUUGCAAUUGAUAGUAAGGUUAGGACUUCAGUGCUUCCUGGACAAUUUCACGCAGCAUCUUGUUGAAGCUGUGGGCGGAUAUAAAGACGUUUGCACAGUCAUAGGAUCACCAGGUCACCUAUGUCAUAAUCGUGCGAUGGCUAACAAGAAACCGCGCUACUCCGACGACAAUGUUAAGAAUGCUCUAACCACCACAUCCGAUAUCUUCUCCCCUGACACAUCAUAUGGAUCAGAAAAUGUCGUCACACCGAACGUUGAGAAAACUAUAGCCGAGGUUAAUGAAGUCUUAAACGAAAAGGACGUUGAUAGCAGAAGUGAAAAUGAGCUGUUCCAUUUUGAAAACGACAAAGACAGACAGCCCAGUCUUAGUAGCAGAAGCAAGUCUCCCACCGGGUCGGUUGACUCUAAUACUAACAAAGAACAAAGCAGUUUACACACCCCAUCCCCUUCUUCUGAGUACUUUUCGCCAGGGAAUUCUAGAUUCUUCACGCCAAACAUUUCUAAUCAAUCAAACCAUAAAGAGCCUAAUAGCAAAGUAGAUAAGGAUGAAAAUCGUGAAACUUCGGAAGCACCAGUAAAGACAUGUAUAUCACCUCCAAUUGAUGUUCCACAGCGACCUAUGUUCACAAGUUACUUGCACUUCGCCGAAGAAGAUUCGAAGUCGGAAGAAGUUGAUUUGGAAAAUACUUCACAAGCAGCUGAAGAUAAAGUUGAAGAUAUAUCAAAUGCGGAAACACAAAAAUUGCAAGAUGAAGACGAUACUAAAGUUGAUGAUGAAUCAGUUACUUGUAAAAUAUCUGAUAUGAGUUCUGAGAGUUUAAUUUGGCUGGCGCAUAGACUGGGGCCGGUGCUGACUUGUAGGUACAUUACAAGAAAUUUGCUCAAAAUGCUCACACUAUGCUACAUCGGAAAGGAGAACCUCUCACCUUUGGAGACUGAACAGAAAGAUGAAUUCGAUGAAAUCUCAGUCGUGAAUAGUAAAGUGGUGGGUGACAGGAAUGCUAUGAAAGUUAUUGAGUGUCUUACAUCAAUUGUUGCGAUGUACGGCGAGCAGCUGAUAAUGUUCCAGUACUUGCCGCACAUGGGCGAGCUGAUCGCGUCAUGUCGCCGGCGGCUGUCCGCGCCGCUGGAGGGCGGUGUGGUAGCCUGUCUGCAGCUGCUCAAGCACCUGCUGCCCUACAUGUCUGAUGUCAAGGUCAUGGAACAGCUGCAGGAUACUUUCUUAAAAUCGAUCCUGCAACCGUCACUCCGGCUGGCAUCCACAACUCGUUGCGCGUAUACAAAUGGUGCGACAGCGCGAGGCGCGCUCACUCGCAAGCUGGUUGACGCGUUGCACGCGCUGGCAUUACGCGUCGGCCCCGAGAUGAGCCGACGGCAUCUUUGUGUGCCCGCGCUACAGAGGUUCUUUUUAGCCUUCGAUAAAGCUACUGGAAAAGUUGAUAACUGGCCGAAACAAGAUGAAAUCAAUGGUGAUAAGAGUGUAGAGCAGGAGAGCCGCGAGGGCAAGGUGGAGGGUUUCCUGGAGAUCUGCCGCGACGGCAGUACGGCGGAGUGGGCGGUGCGGGACGGACGUGUGGUGCGCGCAGACCUGCCGGAGCUGGCCUGCUCGCCGCCGGACCUCGCGACCGACGAACACGACGCUAAUGGACUUACUGCUCAAGAGGAGCUACUUGUGGUAUUCAAUGAGGAGCUGGCGUAUCGCACCCACAGCACCUUUGCCCGCUUCCUGGGCGCGGACAGCCUCGAGCGAGCGCUCAAGAAUGCGGACACUGUGCGGACGUUAUGCAAUAACUAUAAACAAAUACACGCCAUCAGUUCUCCCCUCCAUAUAAACCAGCAAGGGAAGCGUUUUCAAUCGUCAUUCAGCGAUGAUCCUAUCAGUCGCAAAACGGCUCUUACGCCCACAAGAAGUGAUCUCUCCGACAACGGCAACGGAUCUGGUAACAACAGCUUCGGUUCCAAUGUUACACUCGUCGGCAACAGGAUAGAUGUCGCUGCGGACCAGGAAGAUGAAAUCGGACAAGGAUGUGGAUUUGAUGCUGUCGCGUAUAAGAUGGCUAACGGCGUGAAGAGUGAAAGACAUCUUCGGGGUGACUGGUUGAUCUACUGGGAACAUGAGAUCGGACGACCGGACAAAGAUGCCCGCUUUAACCUGAAGCAGAUCAAACUGCAGACAUUCCUUGGACACACGCACUCUGUCAAAUCUAUACACUGUCUGGACAAUGAGAACAGCUUCAUGAGUGGAUCUAAGGACAAGACUGUGAAACUAUGGUCUUUGAGGAAUCAGGGAGAUGGCAAUGCAACUAGUCAAUGCAACUGGACUUACACGGGUCACAAGAAGGGCGUGUUAUCCCUAACAUUCUUAGAGUCUCUACGUCUGGCUGUCUCCACUGACUCUAUCGUACACAUCUGGGAUCCCUUCAUGGAGACUGUGGUGUCGCAGUUGGAUAAUAUAAAGUCGGCAGUGAGUAUAGUGCGUACUCUACCCGGACCAUCUACAGUAGUGGUGGCCGCCACUACAGAUGCCACACUGCGACUCAUCGACGCCAGAUCUCCUUAUUCCUCCUACGAGCUGAAGUUAGCGACGAGCGCGACGACGUUCAUCCGCUGCAUGUGUAUAUGCGCGUCGGGCGCGUGGGUGGCGUGCGGACUGGCUGGCGGACAUGUUGCUGUACUCGACACGCGCAGUGGCCGCCCGCUUGCCGCAUGGCGCGCACACGACGCAGAGGUUUUACGCUUAGCUGCAGUGGAUGAUCAUAGAUUAUUGAGUUCGGGACUGGACCAAGUGACCGCGCUCUGGCGGGUCGACGAUGGCGAGUUGAUUGCGCAUCUCAAGGGCAGUACUGAACCCGUUCACUGCCUUUCUGUAUAUUACAACGAGUUAAUAUCGGGGACCACAAACAAUCGCAUCGGAGUCCACACGUCAUUGGAUCAAGACGCCUCGUUCUCCUCAACUAAACUACGCUCUGACACAUUCAAAGGAGUUCUGACAUGUAUGUCAGUGUUGCCACUCAAUAGACUCCUACUGUUAGGUAGCGAUAAUGGUACUAUAAGUUUACUUUGCUGAUAUUAUUAAAAAGUUUUUGCAUGUGGUUUUUUUUUUUAAAUUAAAUAAUUAUGCAAAUGUCAAAUGCGAGCUGGUCUCCUUUUAAUAUGCCAAGGUUAUUUUUUUAUAUUAUCAAUGAAAUGUAUACAACAAUAGU
Papilio machaon (common yellow swallowtail) is the source of this 6394-nucleotide messenger RNA. It is a transcript of the gene Wdr81, whose product is annotated as WD repeat-containing protein 81. Gene Ontology annotation, molecular function: protein binding; phosphatidylinositol 3-kinase regulator activity. The record is from RefSeq and is a predicted model, not a curated record. Gene Ontology annotation, biological process: aggrephagy. Gene Ontology annotation, cellular component: mitochondrion. The transcript is spliced from 19 exons. NCBI's taxonomy places the organism in Eukaryota, Metazoa, Arthropoda, Insecta, Lepidoptera, Papilionidae. The coding region runs from base 28 to 6258 and encodes 2076 amino acids.